AGAAAUUCAGACUGAAGUUGCAAGAAAAACAUCUAAAAAGAGCUGUCAGCAACAGCCACCAGAACCAAAGAAGAAGAAAGCAGUUGUGAAAAGAAAGUCAAUAAGUGAAAUGUCUGAAGUGGAAAUUCAUGUCUGUGAUGAAGCAAACAAAAUGAAAAAGGAUUUUAAAUGUUCCCAGAAUCUUCUCAUUUCCAAAAUGGAGUAUUUUGCAGAGUUGGCAAGAGGUCAGAACUUGGAGAAUAUGGACAUAACAGUUCACUGUGAUAUAGGAAUAUUUGAAUGGCUCAUGAAAUGGGUGAAGAAAAGUGCAAAUGUAGAUGGGAUACCCCUGAAAGUGGAUGCGGAAAACGUUGUGCCUCUUGUGGUGUCCGCUGAAUUCUUUCAAAUGGCACCCUUAUUUGAGGACUGUCUGGUAUUCUUUCGCCACAACAUUACUGAAAUUUUGGAGAAAUCUACUAAACUACACUAUUUAAAUGACAACAUAAUCUCAAGGCUGGCUGAGAUGUUUUCAAACACAGAACUGGAGGAACUGAAUGAUCCAAAGGGGAAGUUAAAGAACAAACUAUUCUGCAAAUUGAUAGCUACAUUAGCAGCACCAACUCCCGAUAUGGCUCGUGGACACUUUGCCAGCCUGGCAAAUCUGUACAAGUGUGUGAGCUGCGGCAAACUCAUGCAGUGGCACUUCUCUGAUAAGGUUCCAUGUCACCCCAAGAAUGUGCAUGUUGAUAUCUGUGGUAAAACUGAGAGCAGGCAUGUCAGUUACAGUGGCUAUUUCCCAGGGACACAAGCUGGAGCCUCAGUGAGCACGUGA
Molecule: messenger RNA, 811 nt
Organism: Schistocerca serialis cubense
Lineage: Eukaryota; Metazoa; Arthropoda; Insecta; Orthoptera; Acrididae
Product: SANT and BTB domain regulator of class switch recombination-like
Exons: 6
Coding region: 110-811 (233 amino acids)
Source: RefSeq, a predicted model, not a curated record